Molecule: messenger RNA, 483 nt
Organism: Diabrotica balteata
Lineage: Eukaryota; Metazoa; Arthropoda; Insecta; Coleoptera; Chrysomelidae
Source: the annotation of a GenBank genome assembly
AUGCUUAUAUUCUUUUUUAUAGGCAAUAUACCAUUUGAACCAGAUGUAAGCUUAGGAUCUUGGCAAAGAGCCGAAGAUUAUGCGAAGAGCAUUAUGGAGAAUUUGCAACACUGGGUUACCGGUUGGAUAGACUGGAACAUGGCGUUGGAUUUAGUAGGCGGUCCUUCCAAAUACAAUUCCAAUGCCGAUUCUCCAAUUAUUGUGAAUAAAACUGCUGGAGAAUUUUAUAAGCAGCCCACCUUUUAUGCUAUGGGUCAUUUUUCAAAAUUUGUGCCUCCAGGAUCCAAGGUUAUUGAAAUAUCUCAAUACGACUUGGCUAAAACAACUGUAGCGUUUAGAAGACCGGACGGUGGAAUUGCAAUACUAAUAGCUAAUACAAAAGAUUAUGAUAUGGAUGUAGCUAUAAUUGACAGAAAUAAGAACAGAGGACAAAUAAAUAUUCAUCUAACAAGACAUUCCUUAUCCUCCAUAGUUUACUGGUAA